CUGCCAAGCAGAAUGUCAGCUUCCAACUUCAGUGAUGACAGUCUCCCAGACACCCUCAUCCUGACAGGCAUCCCAGGGCUGGAGGGGGCCCACGUCUGGAUCGCCAUCCCCUUCUGUGCCGUGUACGUAGCACUGGCUGGGAAUGCUGCCCUCAUCCUGGUCAUUGGGACAGACAGUGCUCUUCAUGCACCCAUGUACCUCUUCCUGUGCCUUCUCUCACUCACCGACCUGGCUCUCAGCUCCACCACUGUGCGCAAGACAUUAGCCAUUUUGUGGGUCCAUGCUGGAGAGAUUUCCUUCGGUGGAUGCCUGGCCCAGAUGUUUUGUGUCCAUUCUAUCUAUGCCCUGGAGUCCUCGGUUCUUCUCACCAUGGCCUUUGAUCGCUAUGUGGCUAUCUGCGACCCACUGAGAUACACAAUCAUCCUCACCCAUACUGUCAUAGGCACUAUUAGCCUUGUUGGGCUAUUCCGUAGUGUGGCCAUUGUUUCCCCAUUCAUCUUCCUGUUGAAGCGACUGCCUUACUGUGGUCACCAUGUCAUGGCCCACACAUACUGUGAGCACAUGGGCAUCGCUCGCCUGGCCUGUGCCAACAUCACUGUCAAUGUUGUCUAUGGGCUGACUGUGGCCUUGCUGGCCGUGGGUCUGGAUGCCAUCCUCAUUGCCAUUUCCUAUGAGUCUGAGAGCCAGCCAGCAGGUGGAGGUCCCAGCCCAGGCAUCCCCAAGCACAGCACAGAGGGAUUGAAGCUGAGAAGCAAUCGCUUAGCAAUUAACACAAAAACCCUGUGA
Molecule: messenger RNA, 786 nt
Organism: Suricata suricatta (meerkat)
Lineage: Eukaryota; Metazoa; Chordata; Mammalia; Carnivora; Herpestidae
Product: olfactory receptor 52D1-like
Biological process (GO): G protein-coupled receptor signaling pathway
Cellular component (GO): membrane
Molecular function (GO): G protein-coupled receptor activity; olfactory receptor activity
Source: RefSeq, a predicted model, not a curated record